Molecule: messenger RNA, 4473 nt
Organism: Bradysia coprophila
Lineage: Eukaryota; Metazoa; Arthropoda; Insecta; Diptera; Sciaridae
Gene: MEP-1
Product: zinc finger protein MEP-1
Biological process (GO): positive regulation of transcription by RNA polymerase II
Cellular component (GO): nucleus
Source: RefSeq, a predicted model, not a curated record
UUUUUUUUUGGGGUUAGACGUCCACUUCUCAUAUCCUUUAAAAAAAAGUCAUUUAUCAUUUUACCUAUAAAAAUCGUGUAUGUGAAAUUCAGUGGAGUUUUAUUUGUAGAAAGAAAUUUACAAUUUGUUUUGUUUGAAUCGAACGCCAAUUUUAGCUAUUCGUAAAAAUGUCUCCAAUGAACAAUGUCUAAACGUAAUCAAGUUCAAUUUUCACGACCUGAAGAUCCGAAGUUUUUAAAAUUGAUCAAAGAGCAAAUUGGCUAUAAAAACGAACCAAGCGUUGACACAAAGCGUCAAAAGUUGAAUCAAGAAUUUGAUGAUAGUUCUGACAGUGACGACGAACAGCCCCAAAUUGUGAUCGUGAAAAGUGGUGAUUUAAGUGCUGAACAAGUUGAAGCUGAAAAAAGGCGGAUUGAAAGUGAAAAUUUAAAGAAACCAGCCGACCUAUCGCAACGAGUCAUCUUUAAGGCGAAAACAUCAAAAGCCGAGAAAAGGUCUGCCACUGAAGAAGAGAACUCAGGUGCAGGGAAAAAAGAUAAAUCAAAGAAAAGCGUCAAAGCACCAUCGAAACUAUCGUUUGAUCUGGAAGACGAGAAUUACGAUAGCGACUAACAGUUCACAACUUCUGCGUAGCUAAUCAAACGAAAUUUUAAGUUUCCAACAAAUUCAAUCGAAACAAAAGGCCACAACAUGGGCGAAGUAGGAACAAAUUCACCCGACAGUCCAAGUAUUAACAUCAAAAUGAACGGUGUCAAUGGAACAUACGACGACGAACAAAUGGAAAUUGAUGAUUCACAAAAUGAUUCCCAGGAAUCGAGUGAAAUAUCCACAAAACAAUCCGAAGCUAGUGACAUUUCAGCGGAUGUACGGGACGCUGAUGUGCAUGUAAAGCCAACAUUAGAACCGAUACAUGAAUGUAACACACAAGAGGAAUGCGACGAUGAGUCCGGUGAUAAAAGUGAAUCUGAAAGUAAGAAAGAUGCGGAUGACAGAUGCAAUUCGAAAGCCGUACCGGCGAAUGGCGACAGUAUGCCGGAGAAGUCAAUGGAUAUAACACGUGAAGAUGACGGUAGCACUAUGGACUCUGAACUUCCAUCCGAAGACAAUGAUAACGCGUCCGAUGAGGCUCCGAUCGAGGGAAGAGUGGUCGAUGAGAACAUUGACGACAUAAUGGAGCACGAAGACGACGAGGAUGUUGAUGACGAGGACGAUGUUACCGUAGAUGAAAAGAAUCCAUUGGAAGAUUCGGAUGCAGCCGAAAAAGAGAAUCAGGUAACGAAUGGUGGCGGUAGUAUUGAUGAAGAAGUCGAACAUGUCCCCAUUGUCGAUGAAGUGCACGCGAUAUCCGAUUCCGAUGAUGAUGAUGAGGAACAAGACAACCGGCAGCGAAAAGAUAAUGAUUCGCCGAUGGAAGUGGAUGGAAAGUCAAACGGUCAUAACAGUAAGGCCGACGACGACAAGCCUGUGAGCAUUCAUUCGGAUUCGGACGACGAUCAACAAGAUAAGGGCACGAAGAACGGCAUCGGCCCAACAGAACAAUCCAGCGACAAUGAAGACUGUGUGGUCAUCGAAGAUGACAACAAAAAGGAUGAUGAAACCGGACCACGUCGAAGUUCGAGAGCACGCAAAAGUAUACUGAACGUUCGCGACUUUGCUUCGUUCGAUGAUGUGGAGGAGGUGAAUCAAGAUCCAUUGUCACAAAGUGUUGCCAAGAAACCGAAAAUUGCAGCACCACCAUCACUGGGCAUAACGAUCCAGGAUGCCAGAAGUCUGGCACCAGAUCCCCUCAGUACAAUCGGUACAUCGUUUCAGCAGCAAUUUAUCCAAGCUCAAGGCAACACCAACGCCAAAAAGGAACCGACAUUGGUUAUUAUCGACACAAAUCAAAUUAUGGCUAGAGGAGGUGUGCAGCAGGCAGCAGCAACAGCAGCUGCUGUACAAUCGCUUCAGUCACAAAACUUCUCCGUUCAUCCCGUUGGUGUGCCAGCUCAAGGAGUCUAUCCAACAAAUUCGCGUGCCUCAAUCACACCGAUCGUACAAAAAAGUCCUCCGAAACCAACAACCGCUCCUUUACUGCUACCAGCUCUGACCGACGAUAUGUUUGUGCUGGAAGCACCAUCGUUCAUAGUUCCCUACAUAUACGAAAAGCCACCUAGUGAUAAUCUGAGAGAUAUUAUCGACAAGGUCGGAAAAGAAUUGGCUGAACAAAGAAAACGGGAAGAAGAGGCUGAGGAGAAAGAAGCCAAAGACAAUGAAGUAAAAGUCAAGGAUGAAUCGGCCGUGGACGCCGUUUCGAAUGCUGACGACACCAGUGCAGCAACGACUACAGAAGACAAGAAAAAGAAGAAGAAACGCGUAAAAAAGAGCGGUGAUGAGUCGUGGGACGAGUCGGAAUCGGAAUCGACCGACGAUGAGCUGUCCGACGAUGAGACCCAGCGAACAAAAGUGUUAAUCAAAGCCGUUGAUGAGGACUUGGAAUCAAUUAAGACACACAUCAUAACGCCAGAUGCCGUCAAAGAUGCCGCACCGCCUGCGACCGGCGUGAAAAAGGACAACUAUUUCGAAAGUCCGUUGGGCAAAUUCUUCAUGGACAUUGGCAUCAAUUUGGUUCAGGAGCAUGUGCAAACGGAUUUGCUGCGACAGCAAAAGAAGAAAUUGACACGUAGCGGCGAGGCAGCACCACCAAGCGUACAAAUGGCAAUAAAUUCGUUGAAAAAGAAUUUGGAAUUGAGCAAAGUGAAAAAUGAAAUGUUCAAAUUCGAAACGAAACGUUGCGAAUAUUGUAGCUUUAAAUCCGAAUCGGCUCUGGCGAUGGCUCAUCAUUACGAAACGCCUCACAUGAACCAGCACAUGUACCGGUGUAACUUUUGUACAUUUGAAACGCGGCCACCAUACGACAUUCUAUUUCACAUGGAGGCGGUGCACAAUAUCAAGGCUAGGCUAGAAAAGGCAAUUUCUUAUCAUCAAUGUCCCAAUUGUCCGUUCGAAGACAAUGGACGCUCGAAGUUGGCCCGACAUUCAAUGGUUUGUGUGAAAAAAUUCAUACCCGAAGAGAAUCUGAAGCCACAGCUGGAUUGGGAACCGCCUGCGAAAAUUCCACGCAUAAAGCCAAGACACGGACUGGUUGGCACAGCCACGGCUUAUCAGGCGAUGGCUGCGCAAGCACAACGAGCAGCUAGUGGUGCUGCAAUGCAACGUCAAAAUGCCGUCAAUGCAGCUAUGAUGCGUGGCCGUGGACGACCACAAACUGUUACUAAACCAUCGCCAGCUGGGAAUGUGCUCAGAACUAAUCAACAACCGCUUCGACCGCAAAUACCCGGUAUGGUUUUGCCAAACAAUUUCCAAUUGGGUGCAGCUGGUCAGUACAUUCAGAUUUCAGGAGCAGGUGUGGCAAUGGUGCCAAAUGCUCUCAAUGCUUACAUCAACCAGCAACCCGGUCCCAAGUCGUCUAAGCAACAGCAGCCAAGCAUAUCAAUAACACCGCUCCCAAGGCAACCAGCAUCGGCCCUAUCAUCGUUUCAACUACAAGCAGCUGCUGCACAACUGGCCAAACCAUCGGCAACCACUGGAAUCAAACCCGGCCAAUCGUCUUCUGGCGGUGGUAAGGCCUCAUUCGUUAUUUGUGAAAUAUGCGACGGAUACAUCAAGGAUUUGGAUCAACUGAGGAACCAUAUGCAAUGGAUGCACAAAGUUAAGAUUCACCCGAAAAUGAUAUACAAUCGCCCGCCACUCAAUUGCCAGAAAUGCCAAUUUAGAUUUUUCACCGAUCAAGGCUUGGAAAGACAUCUGCUUGGUUCGCACGGAUUGGUCACUAGCUCAAUGCAAGAAGCCGCUAAUAAAGGAAAAGAUGCCGGUCGCUGUCCUGUAUGUGGCAGGAUGUAUCAAUGGAAACUUCUCAAUCACGUGUCGCGCGACCACAAUAUGACGUUAAAACCUGCCCAUCUAUCGUACAAGUGUACCGUUUGUACCGCCACAUUCGGUAUGUACAAACAAUUCGAAAAUCACGUCUAUUCGGCGCACAGUACCGUGGCAAAGAAGGCAAUGGACAACAAAAAAGCACCCGGACCCGGCAGCAGUAAAUCGGGCGAUUCCUUGUUGAAGCCGCUAAAAAUCAACGAUGAGAUUACAAUUAUUCCACAACCAGCAUCCAGGCACUCACAGAAAAACAUGGACAUUGAGAGCCACGUUAUUGAUUAAAGACUUUCGAUUCCAAAUCCAGCUACACACAACAUUAAAUAUGGAUUUUAUAUAGAAAAAUGUUAUGAAUUACGGACCCAGAUUGAACGACGGAUAAAAUAUGAAAUGGAUUCAACUAAGCAAAACGGAUGGAAGAGGAAAAACAUUCACAUUGAAAUGAACGUUGUAUGAGGACGCGUUUGUGAAGGCGAAACAUAAAUUAAUUUAUUUAGUACACACACACACACAACCAAUAAAACUUGUAAACAAUCUGAGAGAAAACAUCAACAACAACAA